Closterium sp. Yama58-4 is the source of this 1302-nucleotide messenger RNA. NCBI's taxonomy places the organism in Eukaryota, Viridiplantae, Streptophyta, Zygnematophyceae, Desmidiales, Closteriaceae. The record is from the annotation of a GenBank genome assembly.
AUGGCUACCACUUCGCUAACUGCGGCUCGCGUGCUGGCGUGCCCGUCGCGCACGGCCUCACGGGUCGCUCCUAAAAGCGCGCCACGUGUCGUCUGCGUGUCAGUCGGUCCUUCCUCCACCCCGUCCUCCUCCUCCGCGUCCUCCGCGUUUCCCGCCACCGCCAAGUCCGGAAGCUGCUGCGGCUCGCCAUCAACCGGAUCUGUUUCCGCUGCAGCAGCAGCGUCCGCAGCGGUCACAGCCGCGCCGCCUGCCGCGUCAACCGCAGCGCCCGCGUCGCCGCAGCUGACUCCGUCGCUGACAUCAGCAGCGAGCGAUGCGGCGGCGUACGCAAUUGCGAACCCACCGAGAACGGACUGGACAAGGGACGAGAUCCAGGCCAUCUACUCGUCGCCGCUGCUCGACCUUAUUUUCCACGGGUCGCAGGUGCACCGCGCGGUGCACAGGAACAGGGAGGUGCAGCAGUGCACGCUGCUGUCCGUGAAAACCGGCGGGUGCUCCGAGGAUUGCUCCUACUGCGCGCAGUCGUCGCGCUACGACACCAGCCUGGAGCCGGAGAAGUUCAUGCCGGAGGACGAGGUUAUCAGCGCCGCGAAAAAGGCGAAGGAGAGCGGCAGCACGCGGUUCUGCAUGGGGACGGCGUGGCGUGGCGCCACAGGGCACACGGACGACUUCAACAAAGUGCUGGGCUACGUGCGCACCAUCAAGGACAUGGGCAUGGAGAUGUGCUGCACGCUGGGCAUGCUGACGGAGCAGCAAGCAGUGCAGCUGAAGCAGGCGGGGCUCACGGCCUACAACCACAACCUCGACACCUCCCGCGAGUUCUAUCCCAACGUCAUCAGCACUCGCACCUAUGACGAUCGCCUGCAGACCAUUGCCUAUGCUCGCAACGCUGGCAUUUCAGUGUGCUCCGGAGGCAUCAUUGGAAUGGGAGAAGCAGCGGAGGACAGGGUGGGCCUGCUCUAUGAGCUCGCCACCAUGCCGCAGCACCCGGAGAGUGUCCCGGUCAACCUCCUCGUCCCCAUCCCCGGCACGCCUCUCGAGAGCCAACCACGCGUGCCGGUGUGGGACGUACUCCGCAUGAUUGCCACCGCCCGCAUCAUCAUGCCGCAAGCCAUGGUGCGCAUGUCCGCCGGGCGGCUCGGCUUGUCUGUAGCGGAGCAGGCGCUGUGCUUCUUGGCUGGCGCUAAUUCGAUUUUUACUGGGGAGCGGCUGCUGACGACGGCGAAUAAUGACAAGGAUGAGGAUGCGGAGAUGUUUCAGCUGCUUGGGCUGCUGCCAAAGCCUGCCAAUCUGUCCCUUUAG